This is a messenger RNA of Paraphaeosphaeria sporulosa, 669 nucleotides long. RefSeq lists its product as uncharacterized. The transcript has 2 exons. NCBI's taxonomy places the organism in Eukaryota, Fungi, Ascomycota, Dothideomycetes, Pleosporales, Didymosphaeriaceae. The record is from RefSeq and is a predicted model, not a curated record. Gene Ontology annotation, molecular function: guanyl-nucleotide exchange factor activity. The coding region runs from base 1 to 669 and encodes 222 amino acids. Gene Ontology annotation, cellular component: cell tip; Golgi to plasma membrane transport vesicle. Gene Ontology annotation, biological process: exocytosis.
AUGCAGAGAGGCAGCUGUCUGAGCUGCGGCGCGAAUCUGGACAUGGGCGAAGCAGAGGAGGCGCAGAAGCGGAUAAAAGAGUUGGAAAGCCAGGUUGAGCUGUUGACGGAGAAGGCGACUGCUGCUGUCGACAAGUGCGCCGACUACGAAGACCAACUUCGCGGCUUCAAAACACAGAACGGCCUCCUACGAACAGACACGCAAGACUCGCUGCAAUACAACCGGACCUCCAACGAAGAAGCCCGCCCUACCACCGCGAAUUCGGCCUCUGCCGCUCGACAGUCCCGCUUCUCCUUCCUACGACGAGGCUCGCCGAACCCACCCAUUCCCCCAACCACCUCGCAUUCCCCAAGUCAUACCGCCGACUCAGAGCUCUUGGAACAGCUCGAGAAGGAGCGCGCAUUGCGCGCAAAAGCAGAAGAGAAGGCCCGCAUGGUCGACAGCGAGAUCGAAGAGCUGAGUGUGCAGCUGUUCAGUCAGGCGAACGAGAUGGUGGCACAGGAGAGAAAAGCACGGGCAAAGCUGGAGGCCAGAGUCGAGGUUCUGGAGAAGAAAGAUAAGGACAAGAUGGCGAGGCUGGAGAGACUGGAAAAGGCUGUCAGUAGAAUCGAUCGAGUCAAGGCCCUGUUAGCAGCUCCAGUGCCGGCAGCAAUUCACCGGAAGAUCUGA